AUGAUUAAUUUCACCGGCCAAACUCGAAAGAGGAAUGUCAAUCUCGGGGAUAAGAGACAGAGAGGUAUUGGGACCACCAAUUAUUUGGAAAAGACAAAAUUACAAAGACAACAAAGGGAAGCACAAAGAUCAAAGGAUAAAUCAGGUUUACUAAUACAGAAGUAUGUUAUAAGAUAUUUACACUAUCGAAGAUUAGCAGAGAUCCAGUAUGAUGAAUGGGUCAGUAGGAGCAUCAGAAGUCAAGAGGAGUUCAAUGAAUGGGUAGUUCAAUUGUUCAUAAUGACAAAAUGGAAGUUUCCCUACAGUUCUGUACCAAUUAUAUCCACAUAUUUGAAUAUUCUUGAUAGACAUUUGACGAAAUGGGAAUUAAUGCCUUUGACCAACAAAAUCAUAAUGAAGUCAUUGCUACUAUUCUUAAAGAUCAAUGACGGAGAUAUUGUUAGUAAUACCAUCAGACUCAUUGAGUCAGUUAUAAGAAAAUCCAAGUUUGAAGUUAAAUACCCUGGUUUCAUUAAUUCUAUUAGUGAGGUCAUUGAUAACGAUUCAAGAGCCAAAGAGCUUAUAAUGAGUGUGAAUGUAAGAGAUUCCAAGCCAUCAUUCCUUCUAUUUUUGGCAAAUAUCGAUUUUAUAGACCAAAAGUAUAUUGAUUUGAUCAGAGAAGUAUUGUCGACGAAGGAUGUAGUGGACAUAAUCGACGGAUUCACUAAACAACAGAAGGUUUCCUUAUUAAUAUUAUACAUGAAUGUUCACGGGGAUGGAACUUUUUAUGAUGAAGAUUAUAUAUCGAUAGGUAAUAUCCUUACAACUAUUCCUUUUUCAGUUGUCACUGAAGACGAAGAUCUCAUGGAAGAAGACGAAGUUGACGAUGAAUAUGUCUUCAAGGUUCCGAAUUCUUCUUUCACACAACUUUCAAAGUUAUAUGAGAAAUCAUUCGUACAAAAAUUGAUCGAUUUAUCUACCAGUAAAGAUACAGGCUUAGCUAUUAACAUAAUAUCUAAACUUUUCCAUUUAUUGCCUGAUUUCAAAUCAAGACUUUCAGUGUCUAUAACCAUCAUACCCGGGUCAUAUAAAUGGUUCUUCAAUCAAAUCCAACAACAUAACAUAUAUAAGCUUCUCAGUGAUGCUUUUGACUCCAAACGAGAUUAUGUCAAAUACGAUACUAUCAUGGAAUUAUAUGAAGAUUACAAAGAUUAUGAAAUCAAAAACUUCUGGAAUAUUCUUUAUACUUUUGAAGAACUUUAUUCAUAUUGGUUGAUAGUAUCUAACGAUUUAGAAAGUUUUGAUGAUAGUAAAUUGAGCUUAGAAGAAGCUUCAUACUUCUUGAAAUUCUUGAGGACUUGUUGUUUGACGUUGAUAUUUAUUAAUGACAAUAAUAAAUCCGCCAUUGCUAAUGAUUUUGACAAAUUGAAAGAAAUCUCCAUCACUUUAUUGAAUCAACUUUAUCUCAAGAACUUGAGAUUGAAAUUUUUACCUAAGGAUUUCUGGCAAGUAAAUGAUAUUGUAUUCAAUCUUGAUGUGAUGUUACAGAUAAUCGGAGAUGAAGAAGAACGAAGAAUUGAAGAGUUGGAUGAAGAUGAAGAUGGUAAACCAAUAAAAAAGAUUAACAAAAGACCCCUCCCCAUAGACACUCUUGCCAAACUUGAAAUUUUAAAUAAAUUACCAUUCUUCCUUAAAUUCAACGAUAGAGUUCAAAUAUUUCAAAGUUUAAUAGAUCUUGAUAGACAAAGAUCGGAAGAGAAUGUAGGUUUCUUCUCAUACUUUGAUGAAGUCAAAGUCAAAGGAGAGAUUAGAAGACAAAAUUUACUCGAAGAUGCUUACAAACAUUUUGGUAAUUUAGGUGGUAAGUUCAAGAAGAAGAUUGGUGUGUCAUUCAUCGAUCAAUGGGGGAGACCUGAAGAAGGUAUUGAUGGAGGUGGAUUGACCAAAGAAUUUUUAAAUAGAGUUGUAGUUGAAGGAUUCUCACCUAAUAGUGAUUUCCGUCUAUUCAAAGAAACUUCCACUAAUCAAUUAUAUCCUAAUGACGAAAUUUAUUUGAAGUAUAGUAAGAAUAUUGAUAGUGAACAGCAAAUAGAGAAGCUCAAGUAUUUAAAGUUUUUGGGUUCAAUUAUAGGUAAAUGUCUUUAUGAGAGUGUUUUAAUCGAUGUUUCCUUUGCACCAUUUUUCUUGAAUAAAUGGUGUACGUCCAAAAAUGUUAUGAAAAACUCCAUUAAUGAUCUAAGAUCCUUAGAUGAAGAGUUAUUCUUGAAUUUGAUGAAAUUAACCAAAAUGAAUAGUGAGGAAUUGGAAUUCUUGGAUUUGGAUUUCACCAUCGACGAAAAAAUCGAUGGGAAAAGCCAUGUAGUUGAAUUAAUGAAGAAUGCUGGUAAUUUAAAAGUCACUACAUCCAACAAAUUGAAUUAUAUUCAUCAAAUUGCUAAUUUCAAAUUGAAUACUUCAUUAAAUAUUCAAUCAAAGUACUUCUUAGAAGGAUUAUGUGAGAUAAUUUCAGCUGAUUGGCUCAAAAUGUUCGAUUUCAAUGAAUUGCAGAUGUUAAUUUCAGGUUCAGAAUAUAACAUUGAUCUAGAUAAUUGGAAACAGAAUGUUGAAUAUGGAGGUUAUUUAGAAAAUGAUCUCACCAUCAAAUAUUUCUGGGAAGUAAUCGAGGAAAUGACACCAAAAGAAAGAUCUAAAUUACUUAAAUUCGUAACAUCAGUAGCUAGACCCCCAUUACUUGGUUUCGAAGUACUUAAUCCCAAGUUUGGUAUAAGAAAUAGUGGUCGUGAAAAAGAAAGAUUACCCACAGCUUCUACUUGUGUGAAUUUGCUUAAACUUCCUGAUUAUCAAAAUAAGGAACUUAUAAGAUCUAAAUUACUUUAUGUGAUUGAAAUCGAUUCGGGAUUUGGCUUGUCUUGA
This is a messenger RNA of Yamadazyma jaroonii, 2892 nucleotides long. The record is from the annotation of a GenBank genome assembly. NCBI's taxonomy places the organism in Eukaryota, Fungi, Ascomycota, Pichiomycetes, Serinales, Debaryomycetaceae.